GCCGCGCCUGCGCACGCCGGUUAGCUUCACGCUUCUGUCGGCAGGUAGUAAGGAAGUCCCGAGUCCGGACAAUUAGCCGCCCGAAGACACACAAUACCGGAAUAAAACCCGAAUCAGGAUUUAGACCGAGUAUGGAGGCGAAUACACCACUUCAGACGGAAGCCAGGGAUGCUCCUGGACCAGAAGAGAAGGCCAAGAAGGCUGCAGCUGAAGCCAAGGUGGCCAACCAGCUGCCUGAGGUUCGUCUGGUGGUGCUAGGCUGGAGGUGGCCGGGGAAGAGCCUGACUGGAAACACCAUCAUAGGCCGAGAGGAGUUUCGCUUGGAGCGGGCAGCCGAGUUCUGUGUGAAGAGGCAGACGGAGGUGCUGGGGCGGCAGGUGACGGUGGUGGACACUCCCGGCUGGUUCUCAGCCCAGGACACACCACCCUCCUACAAGGAGGAGUUAGUGAGGGGAGCCUCUCUUUGCCCUCCUGGUCCACACGUCUUCCUGCUCGUCAUCCCCAUCGGCAUGUUCACAGAGGUGGAUCGCGCUCGCAUCGAGGAGCACGUGAGCCUCUUUGGUGAGCGUGUGUGGAAGCACACGAUUGUGGUCUUCACCUGGGCGGAGGUGUUGAGGACCAUUUCCAUCGAGAGGUACAUCCGCAGGGAGGGCAAGGAGCUGCAGUCGGUGCUGGAAAAGUGCAAGCGAAGGUACUUUGUCAUUAAUAACUGUAUAUUCGGGGAGCAUCCCCAGGUGGAGCGCUUGCUGGAGAGAGUGGAGAAGAUGGUAGCAGAGGAGGGGGGCUACUACAACCCAGAGGAGGUAGAGAAGGAGAAGAAACCUCUGGAUGAGAACCAGAAUCCAGCUCGAGAGGGACGGGAGCUCGGGGCACGGCCCAAACAGAACUCUGUGCUGAGUUUGUCCAAAACCAUGGAGGUGGAGCUGCUUUCCAGUGAGUGAUGCACAUAUUUUUGCCUUCCAAGAAAGUCAAACUGGAGUCUAAAAAUGUUAUGAGUUUCUUUCUUUUCAUUUUAAGAUAACAGUUACAGACCAUUAACCUCGAAAACAGCACUAAAACGACAGGGAUAUCACCGCAGUUUAGCUGUGAAUUAAACUUGUAAUAAUGUAAAAUGGAGCCCUGUUAAUAUGUUUUAUUGUAGAUUAAAAAAAAACACUCUUGCCUGAUGGACCCUCUCAACCACAAGAAGGAAAAGGGGAAACUGAAAUUUCAGCAAACGUACAAACCAGUAUGAUUUAUUUCUUUUUUUAAUCAGACAUGUUACUGUGUAUCUUUGUUGUGUGCGUUCUUUAUGAUUCUCACUGUGAUGAAACGAGAGGCAUUUGCCACAUAAACACCCCUUUUCUUGUUUCCACGCUGUCCAAAGAUUUAUACUUAACUGUUUAAUUUUGUUCUUAAGUUUCAAAGAUGUUCUUGUUAUAGUAUCUUGAGGGUUGUGUGAUGGGAGGGGUUUAAUUAAAUCCCAAACUAGGAAGCGCAAGCUGUUACACGUAUGGCCGUCAUAAAUUUGAAUCCCAAUGUGUACACUCUUUAUUCUUGACGAAUACCAACGGCAGAACUGCACUACUACAUUGUUACGAAUAUUCUGUUGAUGACCGUCGAGGGAAUUGCUUUUAUUGUAUUUUUUUUCCUUCAGAUUCCCAUUUGUUUUGACCAAACUGUAAAAUGCUUUUCUCGUGCUGCAAUGUUUGUUCUCCUCUGUGUACAAUUAUGAAGCUCGCAGCUGUUAUUGGUUUUGUGUGUUGCCUUAAAGCAGUGAUUGUGUUUCCCUUAAAUGUAUCUGUUACGUUUAUGUCACUGUGGCAGAGGGAUGCGUUACAAGAGCUGCAAUCAUCCGUUUAUUAACCCACAUAAAAUAAAUCUGCAACUUUUAUGAUAAUCUAUUAUUUAGAAUAAAAAGAAAAUUUCAUGUCCAAGUUUCUGAUAGUAAAAAGUAAAUAUCUUUGAGUUUCAAUCGGAAUAAAUGGGCAAUUUCAAGUAAUCUUUAGGGCUUUAGGGGACUGUAAUCUCUGUUGUGAUUACAGGUACAACCAACACACACCUUUCUGACCACACCCACCAGUUAUCCUUGUUGUGGUUGGAGGUGAAAACAAGCUUGAAAAUGUCAACCUUAAAGGACGGCCAAACGCCUUUUAAGGGUACAAGCACUGAAUGUAAACAUGACCUUUGUCUGUUGACAAGAAAACCCCACCAGACACCAUCAAGGUUUGUUAUGGUGAAUUAUUAUUGGAUAUUGGAGUCAGCUGCUCUGGACAGACCCUCAAAUCUCCUCAGGAUGUCUUUUUAUAGGCCGUUGAUGGCUCACUGUACUGACCAGGUAGGGUUAACCCCAUCUGACUGUCACAGUUAAAGGAAACACAGCAAUAACAAUUACGUACUGUAGUUUUAUGACCCGGGUGAAUCUCUCCAGCACCACCUCUGCUCGGAGCAUAAACAGGUGAACACAGUCGUGAACAUACCCCUCUGCUGCAGAUCAGGUCACAUAUACGCAGUUACCAAUGUACCAGUUUAACUCUGUUUUACUAAUUUAAAAUGUAGGUGUGCAUCAGCUACUAGUAGCAUUGAGUAGAGAGUCUGUGAGGUUCAAGGACCCUUUUAUCGUAGGAAUGCUGGAGUAUGUUCCUCAAAGAAGCUGUCAGUCUUUUGCAUGAAUGUGUUUUUACUCAUUGGAGAGUAGAGUAGAGCACAAAUCCAAUGGUGUGCACUCAGAUAUGAAUAUUUCAUAACGUGUGAGCAAGUACAGACGUGUUUGUUGACAUUUAGUGCUGAAAUGUGAAACGGGUAAGACGUCCGCUGGAGACCUCUUGUACACUAGUGCCUAAACUCAGUAUUACUGAUCUAUUCUUUUUCAUUUUAUUCAGCGGUUUGACAGAAACACGUCUUUAACAAAUACUUUAACACUGCUACAGAUGAGGGGUAUAUUGUAUCUGAUUACAUGGAAACAGUUUUGAUAAUUAGCAUGCUUUCAGAUUAACAAGGAAGCACUAAUCCAGAAUGAUUUAAUACAAAAAGAUAUACAAGGGAUGAUUAAGGUCAGGGUAUAGCAGACGUGUACAACAACUGCAACCUAAUAUAACCCGCCUUUUGUAGCAGUGUUUGAAUGGUGAUUGAGUUACUUUCAAAGUACGGUAUGUGAAUCAGGUUACCCUUAAGGAAUUAAUGAGUCAAUUCUGUCGACCUGAGACUUAUCGUCUUAUUAUUAUUAUUAUUAUUAUUGUUAUUUUGUGUCUUAUUGGCCCACACUAUUUGCAGUAGAUUUUCUUCUGAGAAAUGCUCUGUGUGUUUCUUCUCUGAAGCUCAAAUAAAUUUAUAUUUUGAUCUAA
Molecule: messenger RNA, 3323 nt
Organism: Cyclopterus lumpus (lumpfish)
Lineage: Eukaryota; Metazoa; Chordata; Actinopteri; Perciformes; Cyclopteridae
Gene: gimapl
Product: GTPase IMAP family member 9
Exons: 2
Coding region: 132-941 (269 amino acids)
Molecular function (GO): GTP binding
Source: RefSeq, a predicted model, not a curated record